This is a messenger RNA of Vespula pensylvanica (western yellowjacket), 1503 nucleotides long. RefSeq lists its product as uncharacterized. The coding region runs from base 1 to 1476 and encodes 491 amino acids. The transcript has 11 exons. Lineage: Eukaryota; Metazoa; Arthropoda; Insecta; Hymenoptera; Vespidae. The record is from RefSeq and is a predicted model, not a curated record.
AUGCCGAACAUCUCCAUGAACAAACAAGGAAUCAGAUCCGAUGUAAAUCGAAAGAAAACAUACGAUUACAAAUAUCACGAUAAAUACGAUUACAAAUAUCACGAUAAAAACGAUUACAAAUAUAACGAUCAAAACGAUUACAAAUAUAACGAUAAAUACGAUUACAAAUAUCACGAUAAAAACGAUUACAAAUAUAACGAUCAAAACGAUUACAAAUAUAACAAUAAAUACGAUUACAAGUAUCGCGAUAAUUACGGUGACAAUAACAAUGAACGUAUUAUAAAUAGCAAUAAACACGACGCAAAAUAUUUGAUUAAAAAUCGAAAUCGUCUUCGUGAUAGGAAAGGUGAUACGUUUAAAAGAGAUUCCUACUUUGUAGACUCUCCAAACACGAUCGAAUACCAAUUAUCGAACGAGCACUUCGUGAAGCUUGGCUGGACUGUGUUGCCUAUUAGGAAAUUUAUGAGGAAAAUAUAUCUCUACGAAAGCAAGAUGGCGAAACCUCAUUUGGAUUGGUUCAAGAAAUACCGAUACGAAGAUAGAAGAUAUUACGAAGAUGGCGUCACGCCCUUCUUGAGCUUCCAUCCCGACGAAACGGGCAAGGUUUUCUACCCGAAUGGUCGGACAGCCGUAAAAAUUCACAAGCCGGAAAAUCGAGAAUAUGACAUGUAUACUGUAUUCACGCCAGGAGGCAAGGACAUUGUGGGUAUCACGAGGAAGCCGCAAAUAAUUGCCGUUUUCGACACUCUCUGCAACGGUGUUAUCCUCGACGAAAAUGGCAUCACGAGACUUUCUUAUAAUCAGAUCGGGGGUAUUUGGAGGGAUAAUCCUGGCGGAUUGCCCUUUCUAUGGACUUGGAGUAGCAAUGUCGAGGAACCGAUCAUUGAAAACGUAUAUUCGAUAAAAUCGAUGAGUGAAUUGGAAAGAUUAUUUCCAUCCUUGAAAAAAGAUCUGGAAAGCAUUAGUAAAAAAAACACGCAAACUUCGUUGCCCUCUCCGAUGACCUCGGAUAUGAGAGAAAAAGCGGAAAUCGCAAGAGAUGAGCAGAAACCCGUCGUUGUUAAUGCUGUUGUCGAGGAACGCGAGAAGUAUCUCGAAUCCGAGUUCUUCAACGAUAAGAGAGAAGUUCACUCAAUGAAAGAAGAGGACAACAAGACUAUCAAAAUAAUCUGUAUGAAAUUAAACAAGUAUUUGAGUUUUCGAAUUCUCAAUCGUAGAAACAUCAAUUUGAAAUUUUUCGCCGGCACUAAAAGCAUAAGGAUAGAACUAGGAACAAUAUUAAAUUAUGACAAGAAAUUGAAAUCCUAUCACGAGGAUGCUACAGAUUGGAAAAAAGUUGUACAGAGAUGUAGGUUUCAAGAUUCUUGGGAAAAAAGUAUAAGAACCGAUAGCCUCCACAAUUUGUCACGAGAAAUGGAAUAUGUUAAAAGAUGCGCGAGACAACGUAAGAUUAUGUUAGAAAAAUACAAGCCCUGAUUCAAAAGUACGUAAAAAUAAUUUUUC